UAUUUAUUUAUGUAUGUAUUUAUUUAUCUAGCUGGCCUUACAUGGAGGUAAACUGAGCAAUCUGGCAACACCUCGCGUGUCUUUUUUUGCGCGUGAGAGUGAGUGUCCGGUGCGGGUGAGGGAGGGGGGCGGAGCGGUUCAUGCGGUAACAGGGAGCCGGUUAAAGAGCUGUAAUAAGAUCCAGAGGCGCUGUAACAGUUUAGAUAUCAGCGCGAGGACAGUAACGUGCGCUACUGAACACCGUGUUGUACCAAGACCUCCUGAACACUUUGACUGCGGCAGAGCGUUAAAGGAGCUCCGCGGUUUGAGCCGAUACUUUCCGCCGCAUCCCAGCGCAGAGAGGAUGAUGAUGAUGAUGAUGGUGAGUUGACACGGAGUCGACUCGUCUGAAUCAACCAAGUCAUGUGUUAUGGAAGCGAGCUCGGAUCAAACCAUGAACUCGCUCCUGUUCGGAGACACGCUAUCCGCCGGGAUGCUCGCCAUGCUGCCCGGAAGCGGUUCCGGCGCGAGCGCGCUGCGGGAUGACCUGGGCUCCAACAUCCACGUGCUGAAGACGCUGAACCUGCGCUUCCGCCGCUUCUUGGCCCGCGUUCACGAGCUCGAGCGCAAGAACAAGGUGCUGGAGAGCCAGCUGAAGCACGCCGCCGAGAGAUUUACCUUCCGUCCGCUGUUCAUACGGGACGUGGCCGUGCAGACCGACUCGACCGAGCCGAGGCUGCCGGGCACCAUAUGGAGCUACACGCACGUGCGGCGGCGCGGGGAGCGCGUGGAGACUUUACAGGGGCCUGGAGUGUCGUGGUCGCACCCGGACGGCGUAGGCGUGCAAAUAGACACAAUCACACCGGAACUCAGGGCGCUUUAUAACUUUCUGGCCAAAGUCAAGCGCGAGCGGGACGAGUACAGGAACAAGUGGCAGGAAGAGCUGUCUAGACGAGAGCAGAUGGAAGCGAUGCUGGAGUCACUGCAAGAGAGUGCUCAGGAGUCAGAGGCCAUUCAGGAAGAGCUGAGGAAUAAAGUGGAGAGGUUAAAGGCUGAAUUGGUGGUCUUCAAAAGCCUCAUGAGUGAUGGUCGUCGGCGUCCUGCUUCUCAGUCUAGAGCUGCAGAAAAUAGGAGAAGGUUCCCUGAUCUGAAACAAAUGUCUGAGCUGGACACUAAAAUCCAGGAAAAAGCCAUGAAAGUGGAUAUGGACAUCUGCAGGAGAAUUGACAUCACAGCGAAACUCUGUGAUGUAGCGCAACAGAGAAACUCUGAAGAAAUCAUUUUCAACGUGAGUCCGUCCAGGGCCCCAGCGGGGCCUUUAGCCUGCAGGAGAAAAGAAAAGAAAGCUUUGUCAGAUGAGGAAAACUCAGAGAUGGAUGCAGAUCCAAGCACGUCGGAAGAGGAAGCAGCUGGACCACUCAACAUUACUGAUGAGAUGAAGCGCAUGCUCAACCAGCUACAUUGCUCAGAUAAUUCAUUUGUUGCCAGGCGGGAGACUUUUGACAUUGAAGAUGAUUGUGACAGUUUGACAUGGGAAGAAAACGAGGAAACGCUGCUGCUGUGGGAGGACUUCACCAACUACAACGUGCCCUCCAUUAGCACCACAAACAACGGUGCAGACUGCGGAGGAAGCAGCCAGGAAGCCGAUUGCAGUCUGGGAAGUCUCAUAGAUGAGACCGAGAUGCUCUUCAAGACCAGGGAAGAGGAGUACCAGGCUACGAUCGGCCAGAUCGAGAUGGAGUUGGCUACAGCUAAGAGUGACAUGAAUCGGCAUCUUCAUGAGUACAUGGAAAUGUGCAGUAUGAAAAGAGGGCUGGAUGUACAGAUGGAGACGUGUAGGAGAAUGAUCAAGGGGGGGAGAAACUCUCCGUCUUUCAGCUCAGUGGCAAGCAGUGACUCAGGGAACACCGACGAGAUCCAGGACGAGUCAGACAAGGACGGAGACACAGAAGGAGCAAUCAGCUGAUAUUUACCCUCCCCUCACCGAGCUCCUAUCAGCUCCGAGGCCACUCAGCAUUCGGCCAAUGGUAACGAGCAGGAUCAGUCCAAAGGAACUCUGAUGGACAGGUCCCUUUUUCCUGUAGGUGCUUUAACGUCUCCUUUCUAGUGGCGAAGGGGAAAAGGGACGUUCCCUUGACUCUUAAGUAUUGUGCCUCUGCACUGAUGUCUUAGGGUAUUCAGUCAGUCAAAUCAGUCUGACCAAUCACAAGCUUCAUUUACAACCGUUUUACAGAGUAGGCAAGCUGUACCAUUUAAACCACAAUCCAGUAUCGGUAUCAAGACGUGACAGAAAUAUACAAACAGAAAGAGCCAUUUCGCAUGUGUGAACCUUUUUCAAGUGGAUGGAUAUCCAUUAAGAUGCCAGAACAAUUCUAUUUUCUGUCUUUUUGAACAAUGCUGUAUUAUUCAGGAGGCAAAACAAUAGCUUUGACGGCCAUCUUGCUGCCUCUUAACACUAAUUAACAAAAACCCAGUAGCGUGUGUGGACGGAAUGCAGCACAGCUCAACCUAUCUCUAAGGUCUAUGCAAACGGUUAGCCUUAUUUCGUAUUUUCAUGUUAACUGAUAUUAUGUGUAUCCUGAUUGCCAUGUCCGCUGGGAAGAGGGCUUCUAGAGGAAAUCGCAAAGCCUGUAAUGUUUACAAGCUCAACGGAGGGAGCUGUUGUGAGGAAUUGGUGCCUACUCGACAGCACUCUACUUAAAAAAAAAAACCUGUGUUGAAUCAUCGUCAUUCUGGAUUGAAAAGAGCCAUGUGCCUGAUCGUAUGACUGGACCUUUUUGAUUUUGAUGGCCAUAAAGUAUCCGCUUGCUAUUUUAUUUUUAUUUUUGCAGCCUACAUAUUUGCUUUUAUAGACAUUUUGUUUUGUAUGUCUUUUGCUGUAUUUUCCAAAGACAAAGUUGCUUUAUUUUGUUAAGCAGCUUGAAUGAUUUUAAGAGUUUUCGGGUAGCAAUUCUGAUUGUAAAACGGAUAUUUUUGUUCAGUGCCGGUUACUGUCACUAAUUCUAAUAUACUAAUAUAGUGACGAUGACCAACCAGAUAUGCCAGCAUAAUUUCAACCAUAAUAUAUGUAAACGUCUCAUAUUUGGCCAGCAGAGAAAAAAUAGGUCUGUUAAGUUUAUUUCUGUAACUGGGAUCAAGAAUGCUCUUGGGUUUCCUUUUUUUUUCAUGUCUAAUUUUUUUUUGCCAUUUAUGUUAAUCAACUAUAUUUUUUUAUAUUCAUUUAAAUUUCAUUUAUUUAGGAUUUCUCUAGGAUUUUUUGUCAUAAUUGAACUGUGUAUUUGUGUAAAAGAGGUCCUAAUGUUAAUAACGAAUGAUUUAAUGACAAGGUAAAGUGAUUCCAUACAAAACCUUGAAGAACGUUGCACAAAACACUGUUGCAGUCAUUUGAGCCUCCAUUAAUACACAAUUAUUAAUCCACAAUAUUCAGAUUUUUAUUAUAAUGUGUUAUAUUAUAAUCAUAUUGUGGAAUUUCAUAUGAAAGAUCUGUUCAAGGGUUUUGUACGAAUUUCCUUUUUUUUAAAAAAAAAAACAAUAUUCAGGGUUAUUUGGAUGCUUUCUCUGGUAAAUAAGUUAUGCACUAAUCAAAAUUUUGCCUUUUAGCCUCAAUGCUUCUUUUUAUAUUCUUUAACACAAUAACAGAAAGCUCAUACUACAUUUCUUUGUACCCAGCCAAACACCAGAAAUUUCAGUAAUGUCUUCCUUUUUUAAUCAUAAUAAUUUAAUUUAAACUUCCUAAUUUAAUCAUUAAUAUUUAAAAAUAAACAGUUUUCAUGUCUGUAAAAGAGAUGUCAGGUUUAAAGGGGCAGUUUGUAAAGUUAUAGACCUAUACCAAUUAGACCAUUUAAACCAACCUGUCUGACAUUUCCCAGACAGACAUUCAAAAGAUCCUGCUAUAGUUUCUUCAUUUAAUGCUUCCAGUUGUGAACUGUUAAAAGGCGCUUUUUAGUUAACUCACAGGGAUCCAAAGUGUCAACAGGAGAUUUAGUGUUUGAGGGGAAGAAAAAAUGCUUGUCAGUUUUUACCCCAGUUUCAUGUAAUCUAUUGUACCAGAAGGUGUAUUAAAUUACAAACUGCACCUUUAAGUCCAUGUUACAGCAGUAACUGAGUGCUUUUGUGCUUGUGACCAGGAGGCUGUGAGUUCUUGAGCAAGACUGUUAGCAUCCUUACAGUUUCACUUUGUAAGUUGCUUGUAAGGUCCAUAUGAGCGUGCCGAAAUUCUGUCAUGUUGCCGUCAGAUGCUGGAGCUUCAAUGAAAGUAGGAAGAAAGAUGUGGCCUGAAACACCUGGUUUUAUAAUUUUUUUCCUAAACAUUGUUCAAUUCACUGUUUAUUAAAUCCUGAUACCUCAAUCACUGAA
Molecule: messenger RNA, 4335 nt
Organism: Tachysurus fulvidraco (yellow catfish)
Lineage: Eukaryota; Metazoa; Chordata; Actinopteri; Siluriformes; Bagridae
Gene: iffo2b
Product: intermediate filament family orphan 2b
Exons: 11
Coding region: 410-1945 (511 amino acids)
Source: RefSeq, a predicted model, not a curated record